Molecule: messenger RNA, 2711 nt
Organism: Gadus chalcogrammus (walleye pollock)
Lineage: Eukaryota; Metazoa; Chordata; Actinopteri; Gadiformes; Gadidae
Product: NLR family CARD domain-containing protein 3-like
Source: RefSeq, a predicted model, not a curated record
UACCAGAGUGCCGAUGGCAGCGCAUUGCAGCAGACCUCUGAAAAGCAGAAUUACCUCGUGGUGACACACUAUUAUUCAAGGGACCUCGAUAUAGCUCACCUCUCUCCAACGUCCAGCAUUCCAGUCAUCAACAGGCUCAAAGCAGGCUCAAUCUUCCUGAGAUGGGGGAUACCACUCCAACUGGUCUCCAGUCUACUAUGUAUGAGGAGAGAGAGGAUGGGGGUCCUACUUCUAAGACCACUCUGUCUGGGGAACAUGGCCGCCGGAGCAAAGCUAAGAGGAGGCAGCAGAGAGCAGACCCCCGUGGACCCAGCUUUGUCUCCAUGAAGAGCGACCGGUCUAUGGAUUUACCUUUUAACUUUAAAGAUGGACGCCCCUCCAGAGAGGAGAGAUCACACCAGAAGAAUUCAAAGGUUACCAGGCCUGUACAGAAGCAUCAAACAGAGCUGAUCAAGAGGGCUGAGGAAAACGCACAUGCUUUCCUAGACAAGGAGCUGAAGAAGCUCUGGAGGGAUCUCUUCUCUGAUUACCCACAAUGCUCAGAGGGUCAGAGAGUGGAGGAGGAGGAGGUGGAUGGUAAGAAGGAGGAGCAGAGGAGGCGCGCCAUAGAGGGAGUGGUGGACAUCACAAAGCUCUGCCUGAUGGAGAUGAACCAGGAGGAACUGGCCGGAACACUGUGGGGCGGAUCUGCUGCUGUCGAGUGCCAAAAUAAAAUCAAGUCUCAUUUGAAGAAGAAAUUCUGCCAUGUGUUUGAGGGAAUCCCUAAAGCAGGAGAGAAAACAGGCCUGAAUGCCUUCUACACAGAGAUCUUCAUCACAGAGAGAGGCAGUGGAGAAGUCAACCAGGAACAUGAGGUCAGACUGAUUGAAACAGCUUCCAGGAAACCAGCCAAGGAAGAAGAGCCAAUCAAAUGUGAAGACAUCUUUAAACCCUUACCUGGAAAAGAUCAACAAAUCAGGACAAUAAUGACAACUGGAGUGGCCGGCAUUGGUAAAACCGUCUUAACAAACAAGUUCACUUUGGACUGGGCUGAAAGCAAAGCCAACCAGGACAUACACUUCACAUUUCUCCUCACUUUCAGAGAGCUGAAUUUACUGAAAGGGACAGAGUUAAGCUUGGUGGAACUUCUUCAUCACCUCUUUAUUGAGACCAAAGAAGCAGGAAUCUGCAGAUAUGAAAGGUUCAACGUUGUCUUCAUCUUGGAUGGUCUGGAUGAGUGUCGACUUCCUCUGGACUUCCAGAACAACCGGAUCUGGAAUGAUGUCACAAAGCCGACCUCAGUGGACGUGCUGCUGACAAACCUCAUCAGGGGCGACCUGCUUCCCUCCGCUCGCAUCUGGAUAACCACACGCCCUGCAGCAGCCAAUCAGAUCCCUGCUGAGUGUGUUGACAUGGUGACAGAGGUGAGGGGGUUCACCGACCCACAGAAAGAGGAGUACUUCAGAAAAAGAUUAAGAGAGGAGACGCUGGCCAACAAAAUCAUCUCCCACAUCAAGAAAUCACGAAGCCUCCACAUCAUGUGUCACAUCCCAGUCUUCUGUUGGAUCACUGCUACAGUUCUGGAGGACAUCUUCAAAAAAUCCCGACCCAAGACCGUGACUCAGAUGUACAGCCACUUCCUGAGGGUUCAGUCCAUACAGGGGGACAGGAAGUAUCAUGGGAGAGCUGAAAUAGAUCCAGACUGGAGUUCAGAGAGCAGGGGGAUCAUUGUUUCUCUGGGAAAACUGGCUUUUAACCAGCUGGAGAAAGGCCACCUGAUCUUCUACGAGGCAGACCUGGCAGACUGUGGCAUCGAUAUCAGAGCAGCCUCAGUGUACUCAGGAGUGUUCACCCAGAUCUUUAAAGAGGAGUUUGGGCUGUACCAGGCCAGGGUGUUCUGCUUUGUCCAUCUGAGCUUCCAGGAGUUUCUGGCUGCCCUUUAUGUCUUUCUGUCCUUCAUCGAUACUGGUAUCAAUCUGCUCUCAGAAGAACCACCCACCUCUGGGGAAGAUAAACUCCUCCUCCUCUACCAGAGUGCUGUGGACAAGGCCUUACAGAGUGAGAACGGACACCUGGACUUGUUCCUCCGCUUCCUCCUGGGCCUCUCUCUGGAGACCAAUCAGAUUGUCCUACGAGGUCUGCUGGGACAGACAGGAACUAGCUCACUGACCAAUACAAAAACAGUGUCUUACAUCAAGAAGAAGAUAAAAGGAGAUCUAUCUUCAGAGAGAAGCAUCCAUCUGUUCCACUGUCUGAAUGAGCUGAACGACCGUUCUCUACUGAAGGAGAUCGAACAGUACCUGACAUCAGGAAGUGAUCCCCAAAAAACUCUCUCUCCUGCUCAACUGUCAGCUCUGGCCUUCAUGCUACUGACAUCAGAAGAGGAGCUGGACGUGUUUGACCUGAAGAAAUACUCUGACUCAGAGGAGGGUCUUCUGAGGCUGCUUCCGGUGGUCAAAGCCUCCAAAACAUCUCUGUAGGUUCACUCAUAACAGGAAUUAAAAUACACACUACACAAUAUACAUGAAACUAAAAUAUAAGGUUAAAAUAAUAUGCAAAAGAUCCCUGUAAGUUCAGAACAAGAUGUUUUACCAAUCUACUCAUAACCGAAUUAAGUUAAGUUAUAUAAUAAUAUACAAAACAUCUUUGUAGGUGUCCUAUUAACGUUUAAUGUAUUACAGUACACAUAAAAGAAUAUUCAGAUCAAUAGAACAUAGAAGUUAGGGCUGUAA